UUCUCUUUCCUUUCUAAUUUGGAAUAAUAAUCAAUCAUUGAAUCCCCCACGCGCCAUGUAUAACUGUAACGGCACAUUCUGUUACGCCAAUAACGACGACCAUUUCCAUCACAUGAUCACGCCAAUGCAUUCGUCGUCGUCGACCGGAGCCGCAUCUCAUCAAUGGCAAUUGAUGAUCACGAACCCGUCGGAAGCGAGCAUGAGCGCAAGCAGCGGGUGUAGCACGCCGAGUUCGUUGGCGAGUUGCGGUGACACCACGAGUCAGCGCGUGAGCGCCACGAAGAUGCACAAGAGCGUGAGUAGCCACUCGCUGUUGUUGCAGAAUAACAAUAGCAGUGGGGUCCACCACAACCGUAAUCAGUUGUAUCCAUCCUUCUCUGCUCUUUUCUGUGAGUUUCUUAAUUCCGAUGACGCUCCCGUUCGCAGGGUUUACAGCACCGGUGAUCUUCAGGAAGAUACUUCACUAUCAAGUGAGAGUAGUAUGAUAAUAGAAGCAAUGAGCAGAGCCAGUCCCUAUAGCCCUGAAGAGAAGAAGAUAAGAAUUGAGAGAUACAGAAUCAAGAGAAACCAGAGGAACUUCAACAAGAAAAUCAAGUAUGCUUGUAGAAAAACAUUGGCGGAUAGCCGGCCGCGAAUUAGAGGAAGAUUUGCAAAGAAUGAUGAAAUUGUGAGAAACCCUCCAUCACUUGAAUGGUGCCAAUUUGGUGCUGCUGGGGAGGAACAAGAUGAAGAAGAUGAGAAUAAUUGGGCCAAUUUAUUUGAUUCCUUAGACCCUGCAAAUGUUGUUGCUCAUCAUCAUCAAGAGCAACAAGAUAGUUCCCCUUUCGGUGUAUUCUACUAAAAUAUUUGAAUUUGCAUGUCAAUGAAGAAUCACUAUAAUUAUUUGUUUUCUGUUUCCUCCCUUUUUUUCUUUCUUUCUCUGUUAAAGAGUGUUAUUGUUGUGGU
Arachis duranensis is the source of this 945-nucleotide messenger RNA. RefSeq lists its product as uncharacterized. Lineage: Eukaryota; Viridiplantae; Streptophyta; Magnoliopsida; Fabales; Fabaceae. Gene Ontology annotation, biological process: regulation of flower development. The transcript is spliced from 3 exons. The coding region runs from base 56 to 841 and encodes 261 amino acids. Gene Ontology annotation, cellular component: nucleus. The record is from RefSeq and is a predicted model, not a curated record. Gene Ontology annotation, molecular function: protein binding.